Molecule: messenger RNA, 1557 nt
Organism: Onychomys torridus (southern grasshopper mouse)
Lineage: Eukaryota; Metazoa; Chordata; Mammalia; Rodentia; Cricetidae
Gene: Sack1f
Product: family with sequence similarity 83 member F
Exons: 5
Coding region: 73-1557 (494 amino acids)
Source: RefSeq, a predicted model, not a curated record
UCCAGGUGCAGCGGUGGGGACGGGAGUGUCCUAGCCCGGAGUCCCCCGGACAGGGCUUGGGGGGGGUGCGCCAUGGCCGAGUCCCAGCUGAGCUGCCUGGACGAGGCGCACGUGAACGAGAGGGUGACCGAGGCGCAGGCCGCCUUCUAUUACUGCGAGCGGCGGCGGGCCGCGCUGGAGGUGCUGCUGGGUGGAGGCGAGCAGGCCUACCGCGAGUGGGUCAAGAAGGAGCGGCUGCGGGACUUCCUCUCCAGCCAGGAGCUCCAGGCCCUCCGUGCCACCUGGAGCCCCUACGAAGAGCCCGUUCCCAACGCCGGUGCCAAGACCAAGGCCAAGGCCAAGGUCCCGGCCGAGCGCAGCGAGUCCCUGGCCUACUGGCCAGACCUCUCGGACACCGAAGUGCCCCCGCUGGACCUGGGGUGGACCGACUCCAGCUUCUACCGCGGCGUGAGCCGUGUCACGCUCUUCACCCACCCACCCAAAGAAGAGAAGGCGCCGCACCUGAAGCAGGUGGUCAGACAGAUGAUUCAGCAGGCCCAGAAGGUCAUUGCUGUUGUCAUGGAUAUUUUCACUGACGGGGAUAUAUUCCAAGACAUUGUAGAUGCUGCCUCUAAGCGCCGGGUCCCUGUAUACAUCAUCCUGGAUGAAGCAGGAGUGAAGUACUUUUUGGAAAUGUGUCAGGGCCUGGAGCUUGCUGACUUCCGAAUUCGGAACAUCCGUGUCCGCUCUGUGACAGGAGUUGGCUUCUACAUGCCCAUGGGGAAGAUCAAGGGGACUCUCUCAUCAAGGUUCCUAAUGGUGGAUGGGGACAAAGUAGCAACUGGAUCUUACAGCUUCACCUGGAGCUCCUCCUAUGUGGACAGGAAUCUUCUUUUGCUCCUGACAGGGCAGAACGUGGAGCCUUUUGACCUGGAGUUCCGGGAGCUGUAUGCCAUCUCUGAGGAAGUGAACUUGUACCAGCACCUGGGUCUGGCAGGCAGGCUGGGCCUCAACUACUCCUCCACUGUAGCUCGUAAACUUAUCAACCCCAAGUAUGCCUUAGUGGCCAACAGCCGCGCUCCUCCAGGAGAGCUGAUGCGCUGGGCGGCCCGACAACAGCGGGAGGCUGAUGGCAACGCGGAGGGACAGGAGGGCAGUGGCGGUGGUGAGUCCGCCCGGCGUCUGGAGAGCUUCCUGAAUGAUCUGGUUACAGUAGAACAGAUAUUGCCCACAGUGGAGCCCAUUCCCUCGAGAUUGCUGAGACCAAAGGAUGGCAGGACAGUCUCUCAGGUGCACGUAGACCUGAGGCACAAAUCCCGAGAGGCGCUUCCCCAGAAUGGCAAGGGAGAAGUUGCAAAUGGAGAGGCCAACCCAGCUAAGGAGGGCAGACGCUCGAGCAGCAGGCUCUUCAGCCGACGAGUAAAGAGGCCUGCAGUGCUGGUCAACUCCACCUCCACUGAGACUUUUGCUGACAUGGAGUUUCCUCUGGGGAAGAGGCCCAAUGAGGGUUCCAGUGCCAACAUACCAGGUAAAGCGAGUCCCAGGAUCACCAAGUCCAGCAACUGUGUGAUCUCCUGA